GACGCUUACGACGCGAGUAAGGACAAACUAAACCCACAACAUUUGUGUAAGAGAAAGAGACCAAUAAUAGACAUAUAUACAUAUACAUAUAUAGGAAUAGAAGGAAAGAUUCCUUUUUGAAAUUUGAGACUUAGUGUGUGCGUUUGGUGUAUACAUGUGCGUGUGUUUUGUGUCGUCGGUUUAACACCACGACAGCAGACGGGUUGUUAGUCGUCGUCGAGUCGUCAUCAUCGUAUCAUUUAACAUUAAACUGACGCCUACUGCUUCUAAUAUACCAUAAAAGAUCGGAUAAUAAAAUAAUAAAAUUGCCAUUUGUCAGUACUAUUAUUAUUAUUACAUUUUUUUUUAUUAACACACAAUUAAAUGCAUUGUCUAACUCAAUGACAUAUUGUCGGCGAGGUGAAACAAGAGCGCGAGACGAGUACUUGUAAAAUUUCAUCCAAGGACGUCAGGACGUCAAGAAUAAUAAUAAAUACACCGUACUCAAGUACGAAUAAACUACUAAAUAUGAAGUGGGCACCGGGUGCAUUAUUUUGCGAGCAAGUUGGCGAACUUACUCGUGUAUUUUCACAGUGGAAUGAGUGUGAACAAACAGUUGUACUGUACGCUCUUUUACGCCGAAUACCAGCAGUACAAGCACGAUUUUUGGCACAAGCAGUACAGCAUUCACUUCAUGCACUAUCUGAACUCGAUACGCAAGAGCUUAAUGCCAACAAUCCAGCUUUUAUCAAUUCCCUGCUGUCAGAGUCAACUGAAGUUGCGAUAAAUCAACUACUAGCUCAUCUGCCACUUUUACGACCUGGUAAUGUUGAAUGUAAACAAUGUUAUCUUGUGGCUAUUCCUGAAUUAGUAAGCCACUGUGUUAGCACUGGACAAUUUACUGAACAAACUCAACAACUAUUGAGUUAUACAUUAAUACAUCCAGCGAUAACAAGCCAGGAUCGUAGAUCAUUAACCCAAUGGCUAAAACAUUUAGAAGAAAGAAUAACUGGUACUCCACCUAUUCAUAGUUUAGAGGAGUACACCAAUCCAUCGAAUAAAUGGGAGAUCACGUGGAAUAGAAAUUCAAAACAACAUCAACAGCAUCCUAAUAAAACGUCAAAUUUGUUUACUGGUAAUGGUGGCAGUGGUGGCGGACAGUCGGGCAAUAAUACAUUUAAUGUACAAUUUCCACCGCAAAUUAUUCGUCAGCGAAGAUCAAACAGUUUAACACCACCAGUUGCACCACCUCAUCAUCUUGAAGUUGCUGAGCGUACUAAUAAUACUCAUAAUAGUACCAGACACAAACCGCGUAGUUUCAGUGUGUCUGGUGAUAACUCCAGCGGUCUUAUCGGUUUAGGUCCUCUCAGUCCUCAGAGUUCAUGUACCAGCAGCGGCAGCGAGGGACGCUUGGAUGAAGCCUCGAGUCGUCCACUCAGCAGCGGAAUGCGCGAUGUACCGCGUUGGCUAAAGACACUACGUUUACAUAAAUAUAGCUAUCUUUUUACGACAAUGAGUUAUGAUGAGAUGUUGCAAUUAACAGAAGAUCAAUUAGCUGAACAAGGUGUCACCAAAGGUGCACGCCAUAAAUUAGCAUUGUCAAUUAGCAAAUUGCAACAACGUUACUCAACUCUUGUUAAUUUAGAAAAAGAAUUAUUGACACCGAUUGAUACCCUUGAAACUUUUGGUGAUGGACCAGCUCUGUUACUUGUUUCUACUCUCGAUGAACUUAAUACGAUUCUUAUGACGCCCCUGAAACCAAGUCAGGAAGAUGAUCCCCAGGAUAUCCCGGCACAGUUUACUAAAGUUAUUGGCAAAUUAUGUAGCAGAUUGGUAUUGGAUAUGAUUGAUGAACAGAUUCUCGUCGGUUGCAUUAAUAUUUUAGAAAAAGUUCUUCAACAUGAUUGUUUCACUCCAAAUCAGAAAGAGAAGGUACAGCAGUGGCGCAGUCGGUUGGGAAAUCCACGACCUACACCAAAGUGGGUUUAUGGAAAUUACAGCAAUAGACGAUUUUACAUAAAUCCGCACACUAAAAAACCCAGUAUCUACAGAGGUCCAGUUCAUGAUAAUCAUUUACAAAACAAUAAAUUUAUGACAAGUUCACACAGAAAUAGUAUUUCAACACCGUACUUACAGAAUAAUCAUAAUCAUGGAAUUAACUCGAAUAUUUUACGAACAAUUCAUGUUGCUGAAAAACGACCGAGUUUACAAGAAAAUAGUUUAGAGCAAUUGCAAAAAACUCUACAACGUACAUUUAGUGCGCCGCGUGAUCACUUUCUCAGUCAAAAUAACACAUCAUUAGAAACGACCGAGCCAGAAAUAAAUUCAAGACUUGAAUCACUGUGUAUACGUAUGACUGAGCAAGCUAUUGGCAAUUUCGGUGAGGCUUAAUUUAUUUUAAUCAUUUUUUUCUUUUUAAUUUUACCAAUCCAUCUCGCUAUUCUAUUUUACUACACCGUAUGCAUAUAUAUAUAUAUAUAUAUAUAUAUAUAUAUAUAUGUAAAAAAAAAAUUACAAAAACUAAUAGCUACAAGUGACACGGGACAAGUGCCCCUCGUUAGCCGUAAUUUUCGGGAAUUAUAUAGAAACAUCGAUAAUUUUAAUUAAUAAAAGAAAUGAAAAUGAAAAGAAUAUGCAUAUAUAUAUUUAUAUGUAUGUAUAUUCAUAUUAAAAACAAGCAUUGACUAAUUAAUUUUUCUCUGAUGAAUUUGUAAAUCAUAUUUUAUCAGUCAUUGCAAUUGUAUUAUUUAUAAUUGAAAAAAAAAAACUGACAAUUUGGCAAGCCAAAUGCUAAUUGAAAGAUUGAUUCUUUCCGCUGACUUUUACUUCUAUAUUAAUUAAUUAAUUAAAAAAGAAAUAAAAUAUAUAUUGUAUACUACAACAGAAUUUGAUAAAAAUUCGUAGUGAGAAAGAAGAAUAAAAAUAAUGUAAUAAUACGCGAUUGUUUACUCGAUAAAUGUAAACGAUAAUUAAAAAAAAAUAAUAGUAAUAAUAAUAAUAAAUGAUUAAUGUAAUGAAGUAAACAAAUUACGCGUUAUUUGCAAUAUUUUAUGUUAUCCAUUUCAGGAAAUGGAGUUCUUCUUAUUUUAGAACAUCAAUCAAGCAUUAUAUGCGUUGUAAUUUUUUUCUUUUAUCGACUGAUUUAUAAAUAGUAAAUAUUUUUUUUUUUUAACAGUUCCGUCAAACAGAACUUAGCAAUGAUUUUUUUUUUUUUUUAAUUAAAUUAUAAUCGAAUCAAAUUAUUUUAUAUUUGCUUUAAAAAUUUAAUUUGAAAUUAAUUUUCACACUGAUUAAUAAUUAACAGAAAUUAUUAUUUGUUGCAUGAUAUAUAAUUGAGUUGCGUAAAUAUUUAUUUUUUAUUUGUUUUUAUUAUCUUACAAACAUCACUUAUAUAAAGACGAAUUUUUUUCUGCGUAUACAAACAUAGCAAACUAUAUACACAAUUAUCUUUAUAAUUAAUUAAAUCUUAACAAAAUCAUUUUUAAAAAAUUUUUAACAAAUAAAAUAUUAUUUUAAUAUCCCGGUGGCAGUAUAGUAAGACUAAAGACCGUUCUAUAUACGUAAUUCCAUAUUUUUUAUUAGACUACUAUUAUUUCAUAACAAUUAUCAUUAGUACCAUUAAUUCGUUAUGAAUUACAAUCAUUAAUGUUUAGUUAAUAUUAACUUAAUUAAUUAUUUGGUUUUAAAAAUUAAAAAAAAAACAAAUUCAAUGAUUUUGUUUGCAAAUAUAUAUAUAUAUAUUUAUCUAUAUAUAUAUAUUGCAAACAGUUACAAGGUAUAUUGAAAAGUAAUAUGAGUGCAAGUCGCAAUAAAUGUACUAAUUAUUUUUUAAUUACCUGUCAUUUUUCACAAUACAGAUAAAAAAACGUAAAAUAUAAAAAAAAGUAAAAAAAAAAAAAACAUAAAUAUAGUAUUUAAAAAAUAGUUAUAAAGAUUAUCAUCACAUAAAAUUGCUUGUAACAUCGAAAUCUGUGGCUUUAAAUUAUAAACUAAUUAAUAAAAAAAAAGUAAUAAGUAAAUAAUGAAUAAAUAAAAAAAAAAACACAACGUACUAAGCGUUAGCACUUGAAUUAGCUUUGCGAUAUACCUUAAUAUUUUUUUGUGCAACACAAGUAAAUUUACUAAAUAAUAAUUAAAUAAUUUUAAAUGCUAAAUAAAAAUUUAAUUAAAUAAAAAAAAAAAAUAAUGAAAGACUGACAAUUUCGCGCGCCUGAUUAGCUGAGAAAAAUAAUGAUAUGUAAUAAAUAAUUUAAAAAAUGUAUGUAAGUAAAUGCAUUAAUAAUCUCUUUAGAUAAUUAUGAUCUCUUAUUAUUGUCUCUCGAUAAAUAAAUUAAUUAAUUUUUUAAAAAUGUAUAAUUAAUUCUAAUAAUUAGUAAUGUAAUGUAUAAUAUAACUUUGACCAUGUUAUGCUAAUUGUUGGCGCGUGAAUGUAACAAUUGGAAGACUGCGGAAGGGAAAAAAACCUGUCAAAAUAAUAAUUGAUUAGAGAAAGGUAUUAAUAAAAAAAUAUAAAAAACAAAAAAAAAGAAAGAAAAAAAUAAAAAUAAAAAAAAAAGAAUAAGGAGUACUAGUAGUAAUUUUUUUUAGAAUAAUAAUUAAUAUUGCUAAUAAAUAGCAUUAUUACUAUAUUUAGUAUUUUAAUAAUUGAUUAACAAUUAUCGAUGAUACGUGAUAAAUAAUUGGUGAUUAGUUAUUCAACUAUAUCCCGAUAACUGUCAUGUUUAUUGAUGAUAAUGAGCUGGCUCGAUAGAGUUACACCAAGCAAUCACUGAUACCCAAGAUUAUAAAUGCAAACAAUGAAAGAAAAAUUUAUUUCAUAAAGUAACAAAACAAAAAAAUAGAUAAUAGUUAAAAAGAGGUCUCAUUGUAAAAAAGACAAAAAAACAUUUUUCAUCGUAAUAAUACAUUUUUUAAUUGUUGUAAUAAUAUAAUGAAGUUUACUAUAGUUAAAAAUUAUAUUUUAAUAUUUCUAUAGGAGCAAUUAAUAUUUUUUAGGCUUAUAAUGCUUCUAGCUCUUUUAUUAACGACCAGAGAACUAAAAUUUUUAUAAUGAAAAAAAAAACUUUGAGUCAAUUUAAAUAUAAAGACUUUUUUUUAUGUCCCAGUGAAUUAGAUAAAUACUAAUAGUGUUGUUAUAUAUGGAUGGAAAAAAAAAAUAUUUUUUCUGCGUAUAUUAAUUUUUCAUACUUGUAUCCAUUGUUUAGUUAACAGUAAUUGUGAAUUUGUCAAUUUUACGAUCAAAAGCUAGUCAACAUUUUUUUUUCUUUUUAACUAAUUUUUUUUUUUUUUAAUCAUUUCAUACACAUAUAUAUAUGUUCCGAUUAAUUAUAUAUUAUACAUUUAAAUAAUCAAUGCAACAAUAAAUGAUUAUACUUUGUGCAAGUGAAUUAAUUACAUAUAUAAAUAUAUAUUAAUUAUUUCACUAGAAUAAGAUACAUUUCACCGGAUAGGCUUCAUGUACUGAAAUAAAAAACGAAUAAUGGGAUUAAUCAAUUUGAUUAAACAAUAAAUGAAAUGGAUUGUAAUUGUAAUGAGCCAAUAAAAUAUAAAGACUGUUCCUGUGCUUGAUAUUGAAGAGCAGGAAUUUCGUUUCAGUGUAAUAAUUUAUCAGUAAAUGAAUCACAUUAUCUUAUCUAUUAUAAAGGCAGGACCUAAAGUAACAUUAAAAAAAAAAAUUAAAGUGCAAGUCAAGCUUUUAUUUGUCAAUUUAUUAGGAAAUUGAUAAUUUAAAAUCUUAUGGUGUACCGAGUCUUAGAGAGCAUGGGAGUCAAGGGUCAUCGACGAAAAAAAAAGAAGAUAACGUUAUUUGGUUUAAAAAUAAAAUCACGCAUUGUAAUGCCUGUUGUUAAUUCUUUUUUUUUGUUCUUCACUACCACCGUAAUCUCACUGCUAUUAGUUAAUUAAUUGAUUAAUAAUCAAUAACAAUAUAGUAAUAAUCACACAUCACGAAAACCACCACAAACGUAUUCGACAUCCUGGUGCGACUUGGAGUUCACUCUUAGCUCGUUAUUAAAUAAUCAUAUUAUAUUUAAAGAAUGUAACACUUAAAUUUAUAUUAUAUUAGAGGAGUCUGUAUUUAUUUUAUAUAAAUAUAUAUCUAUAUCUAUAUAAAUAUAUACACAGAAACAAAUGAUUUCUUGGCGCAAAUAUUUUAUGUGAAUGUAGAGGAUAUGAGAAAAUUUAUAAAUUUUAAAUAAAUAAAUUAGGUAAUUAAAAUUUUGAAAUUGAAGAAAAUGCGCAUACUUGUAUUUUAAUUAUCUAAAUACGCAUUUUUUUAUUCUUAUAUUUAAAAAAUUACCAAUUGUCUACAUUUACUCUCAUAACAUUUUAUGAUAGUAAAGUAGGCAGAU
Microplitis demolitor is the source of this 6329-nucleotide messenger RNA. RefSeq names its product protein Smaug (gene smg). The transcript is spliced from 6 exons. The record is from RefSeq and is a predicted model, not a curated record. Lineage: Eukaryota; Metazoa; Arthropoda; Insecta; Hymenoptera; Braconidae. Gene Ontology annotation, biological process: regulation of DNA-templated transcription; regulation of mRNA stability; negative regulation of translation. The coding region runs from base 508 to 2370 and encodes 620 amino acids. Gene Ontology annotation, cellular component: P-body. Gene Ontology annotation, molecular function: translation repressor activity; protein binding; mRNA binding.